Molecule: messenger RNA, 2424 nt
Organism: Hevea brasiliensis (rubber tree)
Lineage: Eukaryota; Viridiplantae; Streptophyta; Magnoliopsida; Malpighiales; Euphorbiaceae
Product: subtilisin-like protease
Exons: 1
Coding region: 57-2303 (748 amino acids)
Biological process (GO): proteolysis
Molecular function (GO): serine-type endopeptidase activity
Source: RefSeq, a predicted model, not a curated record
UUGGAUAUGGCUGUCGAAGCUCAAAAGCUCCAGCAUUUUCUAUUCCUUCCAACAAUAUGGAAAACAGAAGAUGCAAAAUAUUGCCAACCAUGUUGUUUAUGUCCCUCUUUAUCCUCACUUCUAUGUUUAGCUCCUCUCUAGCCAUCGCUGAGCCACUGAUCACUCCUUCAACCAGUAAUGCAUAUGUGAAUGAAGAAAGUGACUUGGAGACUUAUAUUGUCCUCUUAAAGCAACCAGAAGGAGAAUUGUUCACAGAGUCCAAAGAUUUUGAAAGCUGGUAUCGAUCAUUUUUGCCAGCUGACACUUUAAACUCAAACCAACCACGUUUGCUUCACUGCUAUCGCCAUGUGGUUACUGGGUUUGCUGCAAAACUUACAGCAGAUGAAGCAAAGGCAAUGGAAAUGAGGGAAGAGUUGCUGUUAGCCCGGCCUCAGAGGAUGGUGCCUCUACACACGACCCACACACCUAGCUUUUUGGGUCUCCAGCAAAAUUUAGGAUUUUGGAAAUCUUCGAAUUAUGGCAAAGGAGUGAUUAUUGGAGUCGUGGACAGUGGAAUAGCGAGUGAUCACCCUUCUUUUAGCGGUAAAGGAAUGCCUCCUCCGCCAGCAAAAUGGAAAGGGAAAUGUGAGUUCAACGCAACACUGUGCAACAACAAGCUUAUUGGUUUGAGAAAAUUCGACGCCACCAGUAAUGACAUGUUGGACAGGGAACAGCAUGGGACACACACUGCUGGCACAGCAGCUGGAAGUCCGGUGAAAGGUGCCAAUUUGUUUGGGCAGGCCAAUGGCACUGCGAUUGGCAUGGCACCAUUAGCCCACUUGGCAAUGUACAAAGUUUCUGCCUUAGAUAACAAGGCCGGCGAGAGUGAGAUACUGGCUGCAAUGGACGCUGCCAUCGAUGAUGGAGUUGAUGUGCUUUCACUUUCCCUUGGUCCUGGUUCUCAUCCUUUCUAUGAUGAUGCCAUUGCAACUGGAGCAUUUGCUGCUAUUCGAAAGGGGAUAUUUGUCAGCUGCUCAGCAGGAAAUGAAGGGCCUCUUCUUAGAACUUUGUCAAAUGAGGCACCAUGGAUUCUAACUGUAGGAGCAAGCACGUUGGACAGAGAAAUAAGAGCAACAGUGUUGCUGGGAAAUAAUAAAGAGCUACAUGGCGAAUCUCUUAUUCAGCCAAAACAUUUUCCUCCAUCAUCACUGCCACUUGUUUAUGCAUCCUGCGAAAAUGGAUCAUUGAAAAAUGUUGAUGUCAAAGGCAAGAUAGUGUUCUGUGAAGGAGGGUCUGAAACAGUUUCCGAAGGCAAAGAGGUGAAAAGAAAAGGAGGCGCUGCCAUGAUUGUAAUGAAUUAUGAGUAUCAAGGCUCUGUUAUCACGCUUGAUUAUGAACAUCAUGUGCUCCCUGCAUCACGUGUGAGUUACAUGGCAGGCUUGGCAAUUAAAGCCUAUAUAAACUCUACAUCGUCGCCGACUGCUACAUUCUUGUUUAAAGGAACUGUAACUGGUGUAUCGGCUGCUCCUCAAGUGGCCUGGUUUUCCUCGAGAGGUCCUAGCAUCGCAAGUCCUGGGAUCUUGAAACCUGACAUUAUAGGCCCUGGUGUGAACAUUUUAGCUGCCUAUCCAGUUUCAGAUGAUCAUACUACCAACAGGUUUGGUAUGAUCUCUGGUACCUCAAUGUCCUGCCCUCAUCUUAGUGGCAUUGCUGCUCUACUCAAAAGUGCCCACCCAAACUGGUCACCAGCCGCUAUAAAAUCUGCCAUCAUGACCACUGCUUCUUUGUAUAACCUUGGAGGCAAGCCUAUUCCUGAACAAAGAAAGUAUCUUCCGGCUACUGUCUUUGACAUUGGUGCAGGCCAUGUGAACCCAUCAAGAGCAAGUGAUCCAGGGCUUAUUUAUGACCUCAAACCUGAUGAUUACGUUCCUUACUUAUGUGGUCUUGGUUAUUCUGACAAACAUGUAGGGCUAAUAGUGAAGCGCAACGUGAAGUGCUCAAAUGAUUCAAGCAUUCCUGAAGCUCAGCUGAAUUACCCUUCAUUUUCUAUCGAAUUGGGUUCUACUCCACAGAUAUAUUCAAGAGCAGUUACAAACGUUGGCAAGCCCAACUCAGUCUACUCUCUUCUCAUCUCUUCACCUAAAGGCGUACGUGUUAAGGUAACCCCUCACAGUAUUAGUUUCAGUAGGCUGAACCAGAAAGCUACAUACUCUGUAACAUUUGCCAGAAGUGGGAAUGCUAGAAGAUCCUUUGCUCAGGGUUACCUGAAAUGGGUGGCUGAUGGAUACAGUGUUGGAAGUCCAAUUGCUGUCUUAUUUAAAUAGGCAGGCAUAAAUGUAAUUGGCUAUGGAUAUGAAGUAUAUGUGGAAACUUUACUCUGCUUCUGAAGGAGGGGAAAGUUUCAUAUUAACUAUCUCAGCAAUAAAGUUAUUUCAUAAUCUCAAA